AUGGCGCCGCAACGCACCAACACAACGUGGGACCACGAAUACAACACACUUCGCCGUGAAAAUCUCUUUCGAAACCCUCCAACAGACCAAACUGCAUACCCCGCUCUCCAGCUCGCCGUCGACCCCCACAUUGAAUCCUUCAAUGCCCUUUUCCGAAACGACGGCAAACCCGGCCUUCUCGAUCAUGCGCUCGCCGAAAUAGGCACAAAAACAUUUCUAGAUGGCGACGAAAGAGCGGCACCCGCCGGGAAAAAUAGGCUAACUAUUCGGUAUAAGAGUGUAACACUCCAGAAAGCCCAGGUGCCCCCAUCCAACAAGUUCGCGAAAAGGCGAGAGAUCUAUCCUUCCGAGUGCCGAGAGCGACACGUUUCGUACCGAGGGAAGUUGACGGCUGUCCUGGAAUACCGCAUAAACGAUGGCGAGCCUCAGGAGUUUGUUAGGGAAUUGGGCCAGAUGCCCAUGAUGGUCAAGUCAAACAAAUGUUAUCUCGAACACAACUCGCCAGCUCUCCUGGUACAGAGAAAGGAGGAGUCGGAAGAGCUGGGUGGGUAUUUCAUUGUCAACGGCAUCGAAAAAAUCAUUCGUCUGCUCCUCGUCAACCGUCGAAACUUCCCGUUGGCUAUCGUCCGCCCGAGUUUCACAAACCGCGGGGCCUCGUACACACCGUACGGCAUUAUAAUGCGAUCCGUUCGCCCAGACGAGACGUCCCAGACCAACGUUCUUCACUACCUCAACGACGGCAACGUUACAUUCCGUUUUUCAUGGAGAAAGAACGAGUAUCUUGUGCCGGUCAUGAUGAUUCUCAAGGCUCUCAUCGAGACGAACGACCGUGAGAUCUUCGAGGGACUGGUCGGUCCCCCGAACUCGAAGGGCAUUGAGAAUACCUUCCUGACGGACCGUGUCGAACUGCUCCUUCGCACUUAUAAGACCUACGGCCUCUACACCAAAACCCAAACCCGAGCGUAUCUGGGCGAGAAAUUCAGGGUCGUCCUCGGCGUGCCAGAUACGAUGUCGGACUAUGAGGUCGGCACGGAAUUUCUCCGCCGGAUUGUGCUUGUCAACCUUGGUUGUGUUGAUGUUACCGAGGAACAGGAUCUCGACAAAUUCAAAAUGCUGCUUUUCAUGUGCCGGAAACUCUACGCGCUAGUCGCCGGUGACUGUGCCGUUGACAAUCCUGACGCGGUUCAGAACCAGGAGAUUCUGUUGGGGGGGUUCCUGUACGGCAUGGUUCUCAAGGAACGACUUGAUGAAUUGCUAUCUGUCUCACUCAGGGGUGCGCUGCGUGACUACUUGAGGAGAAAUCCAACCACGGCUUUCACCUCAUCCAAUUUCGCAACCCAGUUCCCCACCGCCAUCUUCAAGCGGACGAACGAAAACCUUGGGAACGCACUGGAGUACUUUUUAUCUACGGGCAACCUUCAGAGUCCUUCGGGUCUCGACUUGCAACAAACCUCCGGUUUCACCGUGGUGGCUGAGAAGCUCAACUUUUUGCGUUUCAUCAGUCACUUCCGCAUGGUUCAUCGUGGUAGCUUCUUCGCCCAGCUGAAAACUACAACAGUUCGGAAACUGCUUCCCGAGUCUUGGGGCUUCUUGUGCCCGGUCCACACCCCCGAUGGAUCACCUUGCGGGCUGCUGAAUCACAUGGCCCACAAGUGCAAAAUUAUGACCGAUUCUGUGGAUGCCUCGGCCGUUCCGGGCGUUGCUCUAGAACUAGGGGUAAACGACUACUCAUCUGCGGCUACGAGCGAGAGCGUUGUGGUCAUGCUUGACGGGCGUAUCAUCGGCUGGUGCACACCUGAGGCCGCCAAGGCAGUCGCUGACAGCCUGCGGCGCUGGAAGGUGGAGGGCGGCCAUGGGAUACCGAUUCAUCUAGAGAUUGGGUACGUGCCCCCAUCAAAGGGAGGGUCGUAUCCCGGUAUCUACAUGUCCUCUCAGGCAUCUAGGAUGGUCCGGCCUGUCAAGUACUUGCCCUUGGGCAAAGAAGACUUUGUUGGUCCGCAUGAGCAACCGUACAUGUCGAUCGCAGUGACGGACGGCGAAGUGAUCCCGGGCGAUUCCACGCAUGUCGAGUUCGAUCCGACAAAUAUCCUCUCGAUCCUCGCCAACAUGACGCCUUUCUCUGACUUCAACCAGUCGCCCCGUAACAUGUAUCAAUGCCAGAUGGGUAAACAAACAAUGGGUACGCCAGGGACCGCCAUCCGGCACCGAACGGACAACAAGAUGUACCGAAUUCAGACCGGUCAAACACCGAUUGUGCGCGCCCCACUGCACAACACUUAUGGUUUCGACAACUUCCCCAACGGCAUGAACGCCGUGGUCGCCGUCAUCUCGUACACCGGUUACGACAUGGAUGAUGCCAUGAUCCUCAACAAGUCGGCGCAUGAGCGAGGGUUUGGUCACGGCACAAUAUACAAGACCAAGAAGAUUAGCCUCAAGGAUGAUUCGAGAAUUCGGUCGUCCAAGACGGCUAACAAAUUGUUUGGGUUUGCGCCUGGUAGUGUGGUCAGAGCGUCGGACCGCGAGAUGGUCGACGAGGACGGGCUGCCUUACGUCGGUCGGCUAGUCCGGGAGGGAGACAUCCUUUGCGCGUGGCACACUGUCUCGGCCGAUUAUAGUGGGCAGCUGCUCAACCGGGACGGCAUCACACACUGGGAGCGGUACAAGGAGUCGGAAGAUGCCUUCAUCGAGGAGGUGCGUGUGAUCGGCAGCGACUCGGGCAACGAACCCCUGCAGGUCAUAUCGAUCAAGCUCCGCAUCCCCAGAUCCCCCAUCAUCGGUGACAAGUUCUCCUCCCGUCACGGCCAGAAGGGUGUUGCCUCACAAAAGUGGCCCGCUAUUGACAUGCCUUUCUCGGAGACUGGUAUCCAGCCGGACGUCAUCAUUAACCCACACGCCUUCCCGUCCCGCAUGACAAUCGGUAUGUUUGUCGAGUCCUUGGCUGGCAAGGCCGGCGCGCUACACGGCCUAGCACAGGACUCAACGCCAUUCAAAUUCAACGAGGAACAUACGGCUGGGGACUAUUUCGGACACCAGCUGAUGAAAGCCGGGUACAACUACCACGGCAAUGAGCCCAUGUACUCGGGCAUCACUGGCGAGGAAUUCGCCUGCGACAUUUACAUCGGCGUGGUGUACUACCAGCGUCUGAGACACAUGGUUAACGACAAGUACCAGGUCCGUACGACCGGCCCCGUGGUGCCGACGACGGGGCAACCCAUCAAAGGUCGUAAGAAGGGUGGCGGUAUCCGUGUGGGAGAAAUGGAGCGUGACGCGCUGCUAGCGCACGGCACGGCGUUCUUACUUCAGGAUCGUCUGCUGAACUGCUCCGAUUACUCCAAAUCGUGGAUCUGCCGUGACUGUGGCUCGUUCCUGGCCGUACAGCCCACUGUGUCUCCCUUCAUCGGCAAGCGCAAGCAGGUAGGCACUGUUCGCUGCCGCAACUGCGCGCAGCGCCUGGACCAAAUCGAGGGGCUGGACUUGAUGAAGUUGGACGGCGAGAUCUGGGAGGACGGACAAGGAGUGCAAUGGAUCGGGGGUGAGAACACCACCAUAGUAGUUGUGCCGGGCGCGCUCAAGUUCCUAGAUGUGGAACUGGCCGCGAUGGGUGUAAAGCUGAAAUACCGCGUGGAUAACAAGGAUACGACGCGGAGAGGCCCGCUGAGGACGACGGCACCGAACGCGCUCCAGGGGUUGACGGCAUCGGCAUGA
Messenger RNA from Dichotomopilus funicola, 3705 nucleotides. RefSeq lists its product as uncharacterized. Gene Ontology annotation, cellular component: nucleus; RNA polymerase I complex. NCBI's taxonomy places the organism in Eukaryota, Fungi, Ascomycota, Sordariomycetes, Sordariales, Chaetomiaceae. The transcript has 2 exons. Bases 1 to 3705 code for a protein of 1234 amino acids. Gene Ontology annotation, molecular function: DNA binding; ribonucleoside binding. The record is from RefSeq and is a predicted model, not a curated record. Gene Ontology annotation, biological process: DNA-templated transcription.